GAGAAGCGUUGGUCGACUCGUCACCGCCCCUCCAUUGUCCUGUUUGAUGGUCGUCGACCCUUCAACUCCGUCUCUCCUUCUUCUCUCAGGGACAGUUAAGGUGUACACUGGGGGAUUCCCCACAGCAAUAUAAUGGAAGAGCCGAAAGAGAUGGAAAGGGUGAGGAAGAAUCAAGAGAGGGAAAGGAGGCGUCUCCGAGACAGAGAAAGGAGACAGUCAAUGAGCCAGGAGGAGAGAGAGAGGCAUUUGGCCAGACGCCGCAGGAACUAUCAGCUCAGACGGCAGAGAGCUGAGAUCGCUCGCCUGGACUCCCAGAUCCAAUUGUUUGCCGGUAACCAUGAAACCCCACUCACCUCUUCCCCUGAUUCCGACCGUAACCAAAGUCUGGACAUUCCAUUGCAUGAACUGGCUAAACUGACUGGAUCAAUACGUUUGACUCGUCUAAAACAUGUUGCGCGGGCAUUGUGCAAUUCAAGUUCUAACCUGAGCAUUGCGUGUAAUAGAACAUCUGAUAUGACAGCCAAGACUAGAUGUGCAAUGUCGAGCGGUUUGCGUCUAACUCGCUUCAAAUGGCUUGCGAGAUCAUGUCGUUCUUCCAACACAAGUAGCCAAGGUUUGGAGGUCCUCACCCAAAUGCGAGAUGGAGAAGCCAAUGUACAACCUUGAAGAGAGGGAGAAGGCUCUUACGCAGUUGUCUUUUUUGUUUUUGUUGGUACGAGCAGCAGAUCACACAGAGAAGAGGGAGGUAUCUUAACACAUUUUAGAUAUUAGCUUUUUUUCUUUGUUAAUUGGUGGAAAGAUGGAAACCAGUGGGGCAUUUUGUGUCAUAAUUGUCACAGGUUCGUUUUGAGGAAUGCAUUUAACAAAAAAAAUUUC
This is a messenger RNA of Tarenaya hassleriana, 876 nucleotides long. RefSeq lists its product as uncharacterized. Gene Ontology annotation, biological process: regulation of DNA-templated transcription. Bases 133 to 666 code for a protein of 177 amino acids. Gene Ontology annotation, molecular function: DNA-binding transcription factor activity. The record is from RefSeq and is a predicted model, not a curated record. NCBI's taxonomy places the organism in Eukaryota, Viridiplantae, Streptophyta, Magnoliopsida, Brassicales, Cleomaceae. The transcript is spliced from 6 exons.